ACCGUUUUUCAAUUCAGCAGUUAAUGUAUAAGUGAAUGUGGACUGGGGAAAACCCUAUAAAAAUUAUUCUGUAAAUUACUGAAUUUGAAAGAUAAUUAGACUAUCAACCUCUAGUUUGCUUCUGGAAUUCAAAUUGGAGAGAACACUCGUAAGUUUCUUAUAAACCAUGGGUAUCUUAGAGAAGAUAUCGGAAGUUGAGAAGGAAAUUCAAAGGACACAAAAAAACAAAGCCACUGAAUAUCAUCUUGGGCUGCUGAAAGCUAAACUAGCAAAGUAUAGAGCUCAACUUCUUGAAGGGCCAAAGGGAUCUGGACAAAAAGGGGAAGGUUUUGAUGUCAUGAAAUCGGGUGAUGCCCGCGUAGCUCUCAUUGGAUUUCCUUCUGUCGGCAAAUCAACUCUAUUGUCUACGUUAACCAACACUGAAAGUGAGCAAGCAUCUUAUGAGUUCACAACUUUGACUUGCAUCCCUGGAGUAAUUGAAUAUAAUGGGGCGAAUAUUCAACUUCUUGAUUUACCAGGAAUUAUCGAAGGUGCAGCGGGUGGUAAAGGUCGAGGUCGUCAAGUCAUUGCAGUUGGUAGAACAGCAGAUGUUGUUGUUAUGAUGCUGGAUGCUGCAAAGGGUGAAAAACAGAAAGAACUUCUCACCCUAGAGUUAGAAGCCGUGGGAAUUCGUCUCAACAAAAAGGUUCCAAAUAUUUACUUCAAACUUAAAAAAGGUGGAGGACUGUCAUUCAACUCUACAUGCGUGUUGACAAAAAUAAACGAGAAAAUGGUUCAACUAAUCCUUCACGAAUACAAGAUUUUUAAUGCUGAAGUUCUCUUUCGCGAUGAUUAUGGACCAGACGAAUUUAUUGAUGUUGUAGUUGGGAAUAGAAAAUAUAUGUCAUGCCUUUAUGUUUACAAUAAAAUUGAUCAAAUUUCAAUUGAGGAGGUUGACAGGAUCGCACGACAACCACAUAGUGUUGUCAUCAGUUGCAACAUGAAAUUGAAUUUAGACUAUCUACUCGAAAAAAUGUGGGAGUAUUUGGCUCUUAUGACUGUAUAUACAAAAAAGCCUGCAAAAAAGCCAGACUUUAGUGAUGGGUUGAUUUUACGUGCAAAUUGUACUGUGGAGCAUGCUUGCCAUGCUGUGCAUAGAUCGUUAGUAUCAGGUUUUAAAUAUGCUCAAGUCUGGGGAAGGAGCGCAAAAUACAAUGGUCAACAUGUAGGCUUGACUCACCAAUUAUGUCACGAAGAUGUUUUACAAAUUGUUAAAAAGUGAAUAUGUAGAACAAAAUAUAUGUAGUGAACUAGGAUCUAGUUCACUUUUGUUCGGUGUGACCCGUCCUAUGCCAGCAGACAAUGAUUGGUGAUAAAGCAACCUUCCUUAAUUAAUUUGACUGAUCAUACUGCUUGAAUACCUGGUGAUGGCAGAAUCAAAAUUGUUCCUCCGCAAAAUAAAAAACACAUAUUUGAUACUUGUAUUUGAAUAUGAUUGUCUUUUAUGUUAUCGAAUAGUCACAUCUUUCAGAAUUUUAUAAUUUCAGUAACAAGCUGCUAAAUUAAAAUUUUUAUGAUCAUUAGGCCUGUUUAAAUGUAAUUUUAAAUUUUGAAAUUCAAUUUUUGAUCGAUUGAACUAUCUCCACUCUUGUAUGUGCAGGGUGACCCCAAAGAACAGAACCCACAACUCUUAUAAAGUGAUUUAUUGUACCCGAAAGUUUCAGCAAUGUAAGACGCUCCGCACAAAAAUUAUGUUAACUCUUAGAGUCUAGAAUAUAUCCUGAAUGACCUGGGUUGUGUUUUUUUAGGUCACCCUGUUCGAGGCUUUUAUGUUGACAUAUUUCCCAAAUAAGUAGGACAUAUGGGUAUAACAGUUCAAAUGUUUAUGGCCUCACAAAUGUGGGCAUUUUUACUGUGAAAAAUCCACUUGUACAGAAUUGUAUGAUAGUAAGUUAUAUUUACGUAAGCAUAAGGCAUGGUCAUUUCUGGCGAUUUUCUUACUCAGAAAAAGGUUGAUGUAUUGAAUGCAAUGUCCGUUCAAUUUGGGAUACAACCAUCCAUGCAAAUCAAUCAAACAAAUUUUCACAAUGUAUGAAAAACACCUUUCUUGGAUAAAAUGAAAGUUGUUCAAAUAAAUAUAUAAGUUUUUUUUUAUAUGGAAAUGGAAUGCCUCUACCAUAUAUCAGAAUUGACUAAUUCCAUAUUAUUACGUAGCAGUAUUGUACAAGUGUGGCGAGUGGCGACCUUGUUCUUUUGAAAUUCAACUUAUUCCUAAUAAAUCAAUUCUGUAUUAGAACAACUUUAUUACAGUUAACUGUCAUUUUUGUUUUGCCAUUUAGA
Styela clava is the source of this 2319-nucleotide messenger RNA. Its product is annotated as developmentally-regulated GTP-binding protein 2-like. The record is from RefSeq and is a predicted model, not a curated record. Gene Ontology annotation, molecular function: GTP binding; GTPase activity. NCBI's taxonomy places the organism in Eukaryota, Metazoa, Chordata, Ascidiacea, Stolidobranchia, Styelidae.